AUGGAAGAAGAAGGUUCAAAGGGAAAAGCGAAGGAUGAAGAAGAGCAUGUAAAGUACAGAGGAGUACGUAGAAGGCCAUGGGGAAAAUAUGCAGCAGAGAUUCGUGACUCAAUGAAACAUGGUCAAAGGUCGUGGCUGGGAACAUUCACCACAGCAGAGGAUGCUGCUAGAGCCUAUGACAGAGCUGCAUAUGCCAUGAGAGGUCCCUUUGCAGUCCUCAAUUUUCCCGAUGAAUAUCCUCCUCCUGCGCCGACUGUUCCUUCGUCUUCUUCUUCAUCGUCUUCUUCUUCUUCAUCGUCUUCUUCUUCGUCUGUGUCCACUUCAAGCCAUGGACACGUGGAAAGAAGAGGAAGAAAUGAGGAUGAAAAUCAAGUGUUUGAGUUUGAGUACUUUGAUGACAAAUUGUUGGAGGAGCUUCUUGGUUAUGAUGAAGACAAAAGUAAGCAUGGGAAGUGAAACAUGGUACAUGUAUACAAUUUUACCUGAUACAAGGUAUGUCUGAAUAUAUAUGUUUUCAAAAGGUUAUCUCCUAAACUAUGAAUGUUUUUUAUUUUUUCCAACGGAGAGGUUGAGAAAAACUGUUCUAAACUUCGUAUAUCUAUCUAUAACCAUGUGAGACAUUACCUUUAAGGUUGUAAUGUGUAAUGUGGAUGUGAGAUUUAUAUUUGGGA
Vigna angularis (adzuki bean) is the source of this 671-nucleotide messenger RNA. RefSeq names its product ethylene-responsive transcription factor ERF096. The record is from RefSeq and is a predicted model, not a curated record. Bases 1 to 456 code for a protein of 151 amino acids. Gene Ontology annotation, molecular function: DNA-binding transcription factor activity; DNA binding. The transcript has a single exon. Lineage: Eukaryota; Viridiplantae; Streptophyta; Magnoliopsida; Fabales; Fabaceae. Gene Ontology annotation, biological process: ethylene-activated signaling pathway; regulation of DNA-templated transcription.